CACGAGACAUGCGCCCCCGCUGAACGGGGGUGCCGUUGACACGCGCUCCGCAAUGGCAUUGUGAGGAUCAUGAGUUCCAGCCAUGAUGACUUGUUGAGCGCGAAGCGACUGGUCUGGGACUUCCAUGAAAAGCUGGAGACCUGUUGUGUGAGCGAAGUGCAGAAGAUCUUGGAUGAGUAUGUCUUGGAUCCUGCGACCUACGUCUUCCGCUGCGUGCAUCCCUUCCGUGAGCUGCGGGGCACCAGUGCGGCUGCACAGUUCUGGAAGCCUUUGAAGCAGUCCUUUCAAAGGAUGCAAUGGCGCUCGGACAUUUUGAUUGCUGGCCAGAAUUCCGUUGGCAGUGGUCUAUGGGUCUUGUCCAUGGGUCAUUUCAUGGGUCUCUUCGAUACGGAUUGGUUGGGCUUGCGGGCCACGCGGCAGCUGCAGACCUUGCGCUACGCGGAGUUCUCAGAGGUCUCUGUGACUUCAAAGAAGGUGGUGCAGACUGGUCUUUUCCUCGACAUUGUAGGGUUGAUGCAGGCGUUGGGGAUGAAUCCGUUGCCGCCCUCCACGGGCGUGAACUUCUGCUAUCCCGGACCACGAACUCAUGAUGGGCUCCACUUGAAGGACAACGCACCGGAGAAAGAGGGUUUGCAAACGCAAGCGUUGGUGGAUCGUAUGAUUGAUGACUUGAGCCAGCAAAAUCAUUCCUUCACCUUUGACCCCUCCAUCCUCCGGCGCAGCUGGCAUGAGAACAUGACCUGGUAUGGUCCUGCAGGCAUCGGAGCCACCAGCAGCAUCGAACGAUAUCAGGAGCAGCACCAGUUGCCCUUCAGAGCUCAGUUGGCAGACAAACGCUUCCAUGGGCAUCAGGUUCGGAUCGCAGAGGGUAACUAUGCAGCCUACUUCGGUUGGCCCAUGAACCUCACGAACACCAACCAGGGCGGCUUUUUGGGCUUGCCGGGGGGCAAACCGGAUGCGCCAAUGCAGGUGGUGGAUGUCUACCGGAGGGAAGGAGAGAAGCUAGCAGAGAACUGGGUCUUCAUUGAUUUGUUGCAUUACCUGAAACAUCAGGGUGUCGAUGUGCUGGAGAGGACGGUGAGGAUUUUGAAUCCAAAGCGUCCACGUCCGAGUGAGGAGAGUGAGGAGAAUGAGAAGGUGCCGGUGCCGAAGAAAGGUGCAGGUGGCUGAGCUUCGAUGUCCAACAACAGUUCGAAACUACAAAGUUGUCAGUCAUGCAAUCCUUGACACAGCAGUGGCCAAGCGACUGAAUCGUGGAUGUUGGCGAGAGCAGGCAUACCAGCCGUAAAGGGGACUCGCUGCUGCCAUAAUAUUUGAUCGAUCAAUGUUUCCUCACUGACGUUGUUGAUGGAGGGUGAUGCCGCACUGAUAGCAGAUUCCCAGCACAGGACAGAGACGCAAUCCCAGGAAUCCUCAAGUGUCCUCAACGACCUGGUUCUAUGCUUUGGGCGACCGGGCUCAAACAAGCAGAGUCCAAGCAGCGGCACCAUGCAACCAUAUCCAUUGGUCAAUGGCAUUGGAGAUCGAACAAGGCAGAAAGUCAAUAAGUGGUGACGGCUUUGCUUGCUGGCGCAGUGUUUUCUUGUCAAACCGUGUGGGGUGUCACUGCUUGCUGGCGCAGGUCUGGAUUGCCCGACCUACCUGACAGGUUUUGAGAUGUUUAGUGCGCCGACCUGCCAGACAGCUUUUCUCCAUCCAGUCCAGGCUUUCUUAGAGUAUCAACAUGAUCAGACAUCAAGGAUUUCAGAUCAAGCAUGAUGGUUUGCAAAUCAAGCAUGAUUGCAGGUCAACCUUUGGUUUGCCAAAAGUAAGUAUUUCUCGCAUGCAAGGCCUGCAAGUGGUGCCGACCAGUUCGGGCGGCGUUGGAUCCUAAUCCAAGCUGUUGUCAACGAACUUUGAGGAAUGCUUUCGCAGUUCCAAAAAUCCAGUUUGCAACCCACAUGCUGCAGACAACUAAGCUGGCCGCUGGAUGAGGCUGCUGACCACCCCCUCAGAGAUCAAUGAACCUAAACUGGUGCCUGGAAGAUGUCAUGGUAGAGGCAGAGAGGCACAGCCUCCAGAAUCCAAUGCUCGCACUGGCAAUGUGUGAAGAUCAUAGCCGAAUCAUAGCUGCAUAGCUUGUCCCUUUUGUAGCAAGGAAUAUCAUGUGCGUGGGCCAAUCCACGAACAACCCA
This is a messenger RNA of Durusdinium trenchii, 2174 nucleotides long. The record is from the annotation of a GenBank genome assembly. Lineage: Eukaryota; Dinophyceae; Suessiales; Symbiodiniaceae.